This is a messenger RNA of Symbiodinium sp. CCMP2592, 1635 nucleotides long. The record is from the annotation of a GenBank genome assembly. NCBI's taxonomy places the organism in Eukaryota, Dinophyceae, Suessiales, Symbiodiniaceae.
AUGGCAGAGGCAGCGGGCGACCGUAUGGAAGUUGAAGCACGGGACCUCGAGUCCCUCGCGUGUAUUGAAGUUCCUGCUGUUGGCCACGCUCCGGUGAUGGUUAUGUGCACCUGGCACGAGGAGUUGGUUGCCAUCGCCGACGCCAUCGCGAAUGGCUCCCUGUUCAAGUGCCGGAAGUGUUAUAACACGGAGCGACACCUUCAAUCCAAGUACAAAAAGGAGGGGAAGGCACACAUUUGGCGGGGUAUGGACACCCAGGCCCGGCGUGCAGAGAUCAAAAAACACAACGGAAGCUCGGAAGGACAAGGCAAGCGGCGUGAGUACACCAUCAAGGAGUCCACGAACGUAACGGACAAAAUGGGGUUCGAGAAGUACGGCCGCGAGACCUGGGGCUGGACCCCACAGGUCGCAUCCGAGAAGUGGACAGAAGCAAUGUCUGACCCACUGGUCCAGAAGGGUACGGAUGAAGAAGGGUGGCCGACCGUGGCCAAGUUUUCCACCCACUCCCUCACCUCAGGCCGUGAGCUCUCCCACACCAGGGGGAUCACCAGCUCAGGACAGACAGAGGCGCACGCCCACGAACUGCGUAGUGUCGCUCAAGACGUACUAGAGGGUGGUGAACUCCACACGAAGACGGGUGUCUUCGACAACAUGGCACUCCCCACGUUGCCGGGCUUCGCGAGGCUCGCCAUCCAGCCUAGUAAGAAGGCUAGGAGCAAGCCCAAGACCAAGAAGACUGAGAAACCACCGCCACCGCCUUUGCCCAGCCAUAUCAAACCGGAGCCCAGUGAGAGCGACGACGGCAGCAAGGUCCGGAAGUGUUUGCACGAGCUCAAGAUUGCCGAGACCGAACGAAAAUGGGUUGCGGCGAUUGAGGAGCAAGCGCCGGUUACCAGCACCUCCCUCCAAGCAGCUGCUCCACUGCCGGAUCUCGCGCUCUCCGCUGGCCUCCUCGACACCUUUGUGGGGCUGGCAUCUAUGCUUCCUCCCUCAUGCAGGGAGGGAUGCAUUCCACGGUUGGAGCUCACCAAGGGCCUGGAGACACUGAGUGCGGCAGUUGAGGAUCGCAUCAGGGAAAUGAGCCCACGAAGGGCGGCUAUGACACAUGCCGCCUUCGACGUGAAGGGUGAUCCGGAUGGGACCCAUGGAGGCAAUCAGGCCCUCAAGUGGUGGGAAAGGGACUGUGAAUCCCGCCUCAAAGCGUUGAAGAAGGCUGAGGCAGGAGUCGCACGCGAGGCCAAAAAGAUCAGAGAUAAAGAAAACCGCGACAAACUAGCGGAGCAGAAAAGAGCCAAAGCCAAAAGCCUGGCUGCUGCAAAAGCUAUUGAAGCCCCCCCGGACGGAGGCGAGCCCAUUACCGGGUUGAACGCCUGGGUUCUGUAUGCACAGGGCGAGACAGGUGCAAUGAAACCCAUCGAGUUCAGAGAGGGUGCCGACUGGUGCAUUGACGGAGAAGCUGUAUAUGGGUUCAGUGUCCCCGAGUCUGAUCUGGUGGACCUCCGCCUGGACACGUCACAGGAAACCUCUAGCGUGGUCAAGCUCCCAGAUUUCACGGAGCUGCUGCCCAGCAUUGGGCGGAAGAAUGCGGAGCAGGCUCUCGAUCUAGCUUUGCCUUUCUUGGUCUUGACGUGUUGA